Molecule: messenger RNA, 432 nt
Organism: Dictyostelium discoideum AX4
Lineage: Eukaryota; Evosea; Eumycetozoa; Dictyosteliales; Dictyosteliaceae
Exons: 1
Coding region: 1-432 (143 amino acids)
Source: RefSeq, a predicted model, not a curated record
AUGAAAUUUUCAAACCUAGUAAUAUUAUCAAUUAUUGUUUUGUUUAUUGGAUUAUUUUCAAACAGUGUAAAUUGUGAAAAAGAACUUUCUCAUAUUGUCAAAAAAUGUCCAAGAAAUUCAAUAAAAGAUGAUCCAUUCAAAUUAAAUGUUACCAUGCAUAUUACUCAAGUUGCUACAUUUACUGUAAAAUCAUUCCAAGAUGUUUACAUUUCUGGUGGAUGUUGUGAAUUGUCACAACCUCAAGAAACCGUUUUUACCUUUGGUUAUGGAUUUGAACCAAAAACCAAUUUGGGUGAAAUUUAUCAAGGUGUAAAAUUAACUGGAAAUUUAAGUUAUAAAAAAGAUGGUAAAGAAAUUAAAAAAGAAGAUGUUAGUUUUAUUUUAAAUAAAGUAGUUGCAAAUGGUUCUUAUGUUUUAAGAAUUUUUAAGUAA